Messenger RNA from Alligator sinensis (Chinese alligator), 1206 nucleotides. It is a transcript of the gene CEP15, whose product is annotated as chromosome unknown C3orf14 homolog. The transcript is spliced from 6 exons. The record is from RefSeq and is a predicted model, not a curated record. Bases 101 to 541 code for a protein of 146 amino acids. Lineage: Eukaryota; Metazoa; Chordata; Crocodylia; Alligatoridae.
GCGGAGGGACCAAUGGCGGGCCGGCGCCCCGCGUCGCGUGAGCAGGGGGCGGGCACGGACGGAGGAAGGGGAGCAUGGCAAACUUGACAAGUGACAAAAGAUGGCAUCCUACUUAGCAAAAGAAGUUCAGCUUGCUAGAAGGCAUGAAGAGAUACUGUCUCAGAGAUCAGUAUUGCUACAGCAGAUGGAGAAUCAUCUAGGAAACAAGGAGACUGAAAAGACAUGGCAAGCACAAGCAGCUGAUGCAGCUUAUAAAAGAAAUGCAGCACUUUUAAAUGAUAUUGAAGCUGUAGAAAAGAAACUGCAAGCAAGAGCACAUCAGCUUCCACAUCCUGAUAUUGUUAAGUUAGAAACCGUCUAUUGGGCAUCAGUUGAAGAAGCUCUUCCCAAGUGGGAGCAGUUUCUGUUAGGAAGAGCACAAACUCCUGUUGGUUUUAAGAAAAUGAAUCCUACAAAACAGAACGAGUGGAACGAGCCGUGUUCAAUCCAAAGACUACGGGGUUUCAUGAGGGAAGCCAGCCUCGGAAAGUGUGAGGACUAGGUGGAACGCUCCAUGGCAAGAAGCGGCUCAUUGCUCUGGUUUGGAUGAUGCCCUGGGCUUCGCUGAUGCGUCACGCUCUAUCGGAGCAGGCUGCUGGAGUGCAAGGACCCGACAACUAUGCAAUCUGCUGGCAAAUCUUUCAGGUUUGGAGGGCAUCUUGUGCAGAUGAGACUGGAAGGAACUGCCAGCUGCUGCUGGAACCUCCUGUUACCUAAGGGCCACAACCUGGUUUGGGCCUGGAAGGUAUCCUCAUCAACACCUUCCCCACCUUGAUCUUUGCAAGUGAACCUUCAAACCAUCUUCUUAAUGAAUAAACUGUAAAAUUAAAAAAAAAAAAACACCCAAGUGAAAAGAAAAUGCCUUUAUUCUUGGAGGAGGCGGGAGGGCUCUUACAGCUCGGCCUGUCAUUGUUUUUCUAAGGCAGACAUACAUAAAAAGACUCCAUAGUUUAGUCUGAAGACAUCUGAAUAGUUAUUUAUUGAGAAGCCACAGUUCUCACACUCUUACAACUGUCGGCUUGUAUAAGGCAAAAGCAAGAUGGAUCCACUAUUUUACACAGAAAGUAAAAGCUUCUGGAGGGGGGAACUCGGGGACAUGCACGUACUGGUCAAAAAUGCAAAUGUACAUGACAUAUAAAACCAUUGUGAAACAAAGGAAUCAAAAUG